AUGCCUAAAAAAUAUUGUAGCGAUACUAAUUUGAAAAAUAUAAACCUGCUAAAUUUGAAUGACGAAGAAUACGAUGACUGCCAGUACGUCCUAACCAGUCCUAGAUCACUUCAAGCCUGUGCUAAUCUCGAGAUCAGACCAAUAGAGUUAUUGACGAAAAUGUUUAGAGAAUUCGGCACAGUUGAAAUGUAUGAGGACUACGAAAAGAAAAGAUUAAGAAAGUUGAAUGAGUGUAUUGAAGAAAGGGAGAAAUUAUCAGCAAGUAAUUUAGCGUUGGUGGGCUGCACAAGACCAAAACAAAUGGCUCUCGUAAAGAGAAGGAAACUCAACUGGAAACCAACACUAGAUAACAUCAAGAGCAAUAAAAACAUCAGUAACAUCAAUAACAUCAACUACAACAACAUUCAUGACACUAAUUACACUAACGAAAAUGACAAUAACAAACGAAUUAUGCUAUAUCGGCCAACGUCAGACGAUGAUAGAGUUGUUGGCUUUUUGAAGAAAAGGUUGGAAACUGAAGGGAAAAUGCUUCAAAAGCAGAACAGGCGAGAGGUAAUGGAACUAAAGCAAAGGGAUUGGAAAGACCAAUAUGGGCAUUAUCUUGAAAUUAUGCAAAACAAAUCAGACUUAAUAUCGAAGCAGCAUUUUAUAAGACGCAGAAACUCGUCCAGAAUAUCGAACGAGAGAUUACGUUUAACGAGAGAGCAGCUGAGAAGGAGGCGACCGAGCUACGAUGAUUUCAACGAGAAGGACAAACAGACUAAACUGGAACUCCGUCACGUGCACAAGAACUUCCACGAUGACGACUGCUAA
Molecule: messenger RNA, 813 nt
Organism: Helobdella robusta
Lineage: Eukaryota; Metazoa; Annelida; Clitellata; Rhynchobdellida; Glossiphoniidae
Exons: 8
Coding region: 1-813 (270 amino acids)
Source: RefSeq, a predicted model, not a curated record